Messenger RNA from Selaginella moellendorffii, 1830 nucleotides. Its product is annotated as serine/threonine-protein kinase STY8. Lineage: Eukaryota; Viridiplantae; Streptophyta; Lycopodiopsida; Selaginellales; Selaginellaceae. The coding region runs from base 54 to 1757 and encodes 567 amino acids. The record is from RefSeq and is a predicted model, not a curated record. The transcript has 13 exons. Gene Ontology annotation, molecular function: ATP binding; protein kinase activity. Gene Ontology annotation, biological process: protein phosphorylation.
AGGGUCACAGAGAUCGGUAUUUGGAUGAGGGACACAGAUGGGUGACAGGCAGCAUGGCACUAUCCAGCGAAUUGCAGUGCGAAGCUGUUGUCAAUCAGGUGGUCGGCCGUGUCAGAGCCUCGGGAUACAGUGAUGGAGUUUGCAACGAGCUCAGGGAGCACUUUGCGCGUCUUCCAUCACGAUACACGCUCAACAUUGAUGUGGAGCGGCAUGAGGAUGUCCUGCUUCAUAUGAAGCUCAUCCAGCAAGCACGGGAUGAAGAAAUCAGCUCUCGAGUUAAUUCCGUGGAAGCACCUUCUCUUCCGGUCGUAAAUGCUCGCAAAGUUCAGCUGGGGGGCGGCUUGGACACCGAUGCUGCUUGCAAUCAUGUGGGUUCUAGCUACAGUUGGCUUGCUGCCAUGUCGAAGUUACCCAAGCCAGCGUUUGGUUCCAGCACUAAUCUUGCGGGGAUUAUCGCUGGAAGCCCGGCUAAAGUUCAUCCGUCGUUUGGAAUCGGCAGUACACCUCCGGCGGCGAUUCCUCGUCCCAUGUUUGCUUCUUUGGAAACAGAAGAGCGGAGUGGUGGCUGCAGGUCGUGCUAUGGAUACGAACUGACUCUGGCUUCUUCGGACAGGCAUGGAUUGCUGAAGUUCUUCACGUCAGCUUUGAGUAACUCCUCGCUCGAGCUGAAUAUCAAGGAAGCACAUGUUUUCAGCACGACUGAUGGAAUGGCACUCGAAGUUUUUGUUGUUGACGGCUGGAUAGGGGAUGAUCCAGAAGAACUAAAGCAAGCCGUUUUGACGGCAUUGAGCUCCAACUUCACUGAAAGGGCACGACUUAGAGAAGUUGUCGAAAGCUUAGCUUAUGAGGACUGGGCUGUGGACUACAACAAUCUGCAUAUUGGCGCUAGGCUAGGAGGUGGCUCUUCUGGAAGACUAUAUCGUGGGAAGUACCGUGGCCAAGACGUGGCCAUCAAAGUGAUCAUGCUCGACGAAGCGGAUGGUCAUUCGGACUCUGGCACACUGCGUGGUGCUCCAGCUGCCGAGCUUCUUCAAGUUUUUAAGCAAGAGGUUUCAAUAAUGAGAAUGGUUCGGCACAAGAAUCUUGUUCAGUUUAUUGGAGCCUGUGCGAACUGGCCAAGACUGUGCAUUGUGACUGAGCUAAUGGCCGGUGGCAGUGUGCGAGAUGUUCUUGAAAGUCGGGAGGGCGGCCUUGAGGUUCCUGCCGCACUUAAGGUGCUUCGAGAUGCGGCAAAGGGAAUGGAUUUCUUGCAUAGAAGAGGAAUCGUGCAUCGGGAUUUGAAGUCUGCAAACUUGCUUAUUGACGAGCACGAUGUGGUCAAAGUUUGCGAUUUUGGUGUUGCCCGACUGAAGCCUUCGAAUGUAAAUCGUUCUGGCUCUGGGAACUGGCCUGCCGAAAUGACUGCUGAAACUGGCACAUAUCGCUGGAUGUCACCUGAGGUGCUGGAACACAAAGCGUACGAUCACAAGACCGAUGUCUACUCUUUCGGCAUCAUGAUCUGGGAACUUCUUACAGGUGAUAUACCUUAUUCCGAUUUAACACCACUUCAAGCGGCUAUAGGCGUGGUGCAAAGGGAGCUGCGGCCAUCAAUGCCUGCGUUCGUCCCUGAUAAGCUCGUUAAUCUCGCUGAGAGGUGUUGGAAUCAAGAUCCACAGCUACGACCCGAGUUUAGUGAAGUGUUGACCAUCAUUGAGGAGCUGCAGAAACCACCGGCUAACAACUGGAGGAAAAGUUUCUUUAGAAAAAAGAAGCCGUAGCUUGUUGGGAAAAACAUAUUCGAGACGGGAGUGCUUGUAGAGGUUUGAUAUCAAACACGUCUGAUUUGAGCCA